CAUUAUUAUCAACUAGCACCGAAAAUGGUACUUGUAGUAAAAUACAAUCCUCGAUAACUUCAUUAACACAAAGGAGCCUACAAUUAAUAUACUAAUACUAGCUACUUUACUAGUACUAUUAAUUAUUAAUAUUCACUACUAUACUAUAGCACAAAAAGAUUAUCCUCUGUUUCCAUGAUUAUUAAUUCACCUUACCCAACACUUCCAAACACUUUGUGCCAAAACCAGACCAAAGUGCUACUCUUGAAAUUUUAUCAACGGAAACAAUGUUCCAAAGAAUCUGCAUUUUGUUAAUCACAGUAAUUCUGAGUUCGUUUUCACCACUUGGAAAAGCAAUGUUGAACUUAACACUUCCCGGAACACAUCCUGACCCUGAAGCUGUUGCCCACGAAGUUCAUAGGAAGGUGAAUGCUUCAAUGGCAAGAAGGGAAAUGCUAUCAUCAGAAGGAUCAGCAUGCAUGACAGGGAACCCAAUUGAUGAUUGUUGGAAAUGCGAUCCAGAAUGGCCAAACAAUCGACAGAAGUUAGCAGAUUGUGCAAUUGGGUUUGGUCAGUAUGCAAAAGGAGGAAAAGGUGGUGAAUUUUAUGUUGUAACAGAUUCUUCAGAUGAUGAUGCGGUUAAUCCAAAACCGGGUACGUUAAGAUAUGGUGUGAUACAAAAUGAAGCAUUGUGGAUCGUGUUCCCUAGUAAUAUGUUGAUUGAGUUGAAGCAGGAAUUGAUAUUUAAUAGUUAUAAGACUAUUGAUGGACGUGGUGCUGAUGUUCAUAUUGUGGGAGGAGGGUGUAUCACUCUGCAGUAUAUUAGUAAUGUUAUCAUACACAACAUUCAUAUUCACCAUUGUCACCCCUCAGGUAACACAAAUGUGCGAUCAAGUCCAGAACACUACGGGUACAGAACAGAAUCAGACGGUGAUGGAAUAUCUAUAUUCGGUUCAAAAGACAUAUGGAUCGACCACUGUACACUCUCACGUUGCAAAGACGGAUUAAUAGACGCCAUAAUGGGGUCCACUGGAAUAACAAUAUCAAACAACUUUAUGUCACACCACAACGAAGUCAUGCUCCUUGGACACAGUGACAAUUACCUCCCUGACUCUGGAAUGCAAGUCACAAUUGCAUUCAACCAUUUCGGUGAGAAACUCAUUCAGAGAAUGCCACGUUGCAGAAGAGGUUAUAUCCACGUGGUCAACAAUGAGUUUACUCAAUGGGAAAUGUAUGCUAUUGGAGGGAGUGGUGAACCAACUAUUAAUAGUCAGGGAAAUCGUUACACUGCACCCAUUAACCCUUUUGCUAAAGAAGUUACUAAGAGGGUUGAAACGGAACAGAGUCAAUGGAAAGGCUGGAAUUGGAGAUCUGAAGGUGAUAUUUUGAUUAAUGGUGCUUUUUUUAUUACCUCUGGUCAAAGUCUUGAGAUUAAGUAUGAGAAGGCUUUUAGUGUUGAACCUCAAUCAGCUGAUCGCAUUCUUCUUCUUACCAUGAAUGCCGGUGUUCUCGGUAAUGCAAGGGACAAUAAUGUGGGAAUGUGGAGUAGAGGUCCAAGCGGCAACAACGAUGGUGUUUCAUCAGAUUCUGGUCCAUAUUACACGGAUGAUAUGUCGGGAACUGGUUUAGUGGUGUUGUCGUAUUCUUUUACUAUGUUCUUGUGCCUCUUGUUGUCUUAUAGAGUCAUACAAUUAAUAGUUACUCAAUGACGACGAAUGCGUCUCCUAUGUAAUCGAACACUUUUUUUAUUUCUAUUUCUCGUAAUUCAAUUCAAAAGGCUUUGCACCUCUCUGCAACUACUAUCAUUUCAACUCAAUCUUUAUUUGCUUCAUUCA
This is a messenger RNA of Cicer arietinum (chickpea), 1814 nucleotides long. RefSeq names its product probable pectate lyase 12. The record is from RefSeq and is a predicted model, not a curated record. NCBI's taxonomy places the organism in Eukaryota, Viridiplantae, Streptophyta, Magnoliopsida, Fabales, Fabaceae. Gene Ontology annotation, molecular function: pectate lyase activity.